This is a messenger RNA of Spathaspora passalidarum NRRL Y-27907, 1386 nucleotides long. RefSeq names its product Hsm3p (gene HSM3). NCBI's taxonomy places the organism in Eukaryota, Fungi, Ascomycota, Pichiomycetes, Serinales, Debaryomycetaceae. The transcript has a single exon. The record is from RefSeq and is a predicted model, not a curated record. Bases 1 to 1386 code for a protein of 461 amino acids.
AUGGAUACAACUACAGUAUUAGACCAUCUCAACACAUGCUAUGAAACUAAACAACCAAUUGAUAAUGAUUUAAUAGAUACAUUUACAACCAGUGUGAAUUCCCACACACCCGAUCUCCCCCAGUUGAUUUCUAUUAUAAAUCAAAUUCUUCUUGGUGAAUCCAAUAUCGAUCCCAUGGGAAUGCUAGUGGCUUUACUUGAGAAAUUGCUUGGGAAUUUGCUGUUUAAGGAGAUCUUGCAGGUUUAUCCUGCCGAGUUUAUUCUUCAGUAUUUAGUGAACUAUGAGGAGAAUCCGGUUGUCAAUCAGUUAUGUUUAAAGAUUUUAAAUUUGAAUUUGCAUGAUGAGCAAACUCAGGAGUUUUUGAGAAGCAAUGGCGUGUUGAUUAAAUUGUUGGAGAUUUACUUCAAGCGAAAUACCCCGAUUGGGGUAUUGAACCAAAUAGAGAAGUUGACCUCGUUGUUAACCACCACGGAGUUUGCGCUAUUGGUUACACCCCUGUAUUUGCAAUUGUUUAGUUCAUUCCGUCAUGUUGACGAUACCACUAUAUUAGCGAGAUAUCUUGAUUACUUGACUUUGAUAUUGCCUAAGCUUAAGUCCGUUGACCCUACCCUCUACCAGUUUACUAAGCGUGAGAUUGAUCAGAUUGAAGAUCCGUUGUUUUUGAUACUACUAGCACAAUUUUAUGGAAAGUUAUUAGAGCAACCUAUCAAUAUUGAACCUCCGUUGAACGACUUUAUUUCUCUAUAUGUGGAUGGGAAAUUGGAUGAACUAGUGAAGGGCGAAUUAAUCAAUGUGAUUGCAAAAAUGUCGUAUCUCGACAAGUAUACCUCCAUCCUCGAACACAGCCAACUAUUUAAAACUCAUAACUUGAUAAAAGUAUUUGAACAUGAUCAAAGUGAUAUAAAUUUGUUGAGCAAAGCUAAUCCCGAUGUUAUUGUCCAGUUGAAUUACCUGGUCUAUCGAGACGUAUUAGACAAUUUGUCCUUGUUUAAUGACAAUUUGUACUUGCCUAUUCUUUUAAAUUUCAUAAAGUCGCCUGUGAUAUUUGGAUUAUUACUGAGUCAGUUCAACUACUUGAAGUUUUCUGGGAUGUCGAUGGAUAAACUAUAUCUCAUUUUGCUUAGCAUGAGUGAGAAGGGUCACACCAAGGAAUACUUGUUUAAUAAUUUACCCAAUGUAAUUACGCAAUAUUUGCUUGAGCUGGAAAUUAGCAAUAAUCAAUUGUGGAAAUUAAAACUCGAGAUAUUUACUAAUUUGUUGAGUGAUCCAGAAGUAGUGGGCUACGCAUACUGGCACGAUGAGCUAAACCGAGUUUACGAGUUGAUGAAGUACGGAAAAAGUUUCAGAAAUGUCACCAAAGUAGAUAUAAUGGAUGAGACUGUGUAA